Messenger RNA from Adineta steineri, 1632 nucleotides. Lineage: Eukaryota; Metazoa; Rotifera; Eurotatoria; Adinetida; Adinetidae. The record is from the annotation of a GenBank genome assembly.
AUGCAUCUCGGUUGGAUUGAUUAUGGAGUAUUGACUCUACUUUUAAGUUUUUCGGUAUGUAUUGGAAUUUAUCAAGGUUGUUUUCGAUCGAAACAAUUAACGACAAAUGAAUUUCUUAUUGCUGAUGGGAGAAUGAGAAUUUUACCAACUGCGAUGAGUUUAUUGGCAAGUCUUAUGUCUGCUGCAACUCUACUUGGAAUUCCACUAGAAGUUUAUUCAUAUGGUACAAUUUAUAUUUAUUGGAUUUUCGCAUAUUUUAUUGGUACUUAUUUAACAGUAAAUCUAUUCAUUCCAAUGUUUCGUCAGAUAGGAAAUUUAAGUAUUUAUGCGUAUCUUGAACAACGCUUUUCAUUAACAGUUCGUAUUGUUAUAACACUUAGUUACAUAUUCGUAACGAUUUUUUACAUAGCAGUUAUUUUAUAUGGACCAAGUUUAGCAUUAAGUCAAGUAACAGGUUUACAUAUAUGGUUAGCAGUUUUAUCAUGUGGAAUUAUUUGUACAAUCUAUACAAGUAUUGGUGGUAUGAAAGCAGUCAUAUGGACAGAUGUUACACAAACAGUAAUGAUGUUUCUUGGAGUUAUUUUAUCAAUUGUUAUUGGUUUUUAUGAUGCGGGUGGAAUAAAAAAUGUAUUCGAAAAUGUAAUAAAUGGAAAUCGAAUACAAUUAUCUACAAUUACAUUAGAUCCAUCAAUUCGAUAUACUGUUUGGAGUAUUAUUAUUGGUGGCGGUUUAAAUGCUACAGCUGUAUAUUCUUGUUUACAAACUCAAGCACAACGUUAUUUAUGUGUAAAAAAUACACGAUCUGCACAAAAAGUUGCUUGGACUAAUUUUAUUAUGUGUGCAAUAAUGCUUUUUCUUUGUGUAUCUGUUGGGUGUCUUCUCUAUGCAAAAUAUAGUCAAUGUGAUCCACUUCGAGCUAAGAUGAUAACUAAACCUGAUCAACUUUAUCCAUUAUUUGUUAUUGAAACUUUGGGUCGAUAUCCUGGUUUAACAGGUUUAUUUAUUGCUUCCAUUUUAAGUGCUUCACUAAGUACAGUAUCUAGUGGAGUUAAUAGUAUUGCAACUGUUCUUCUCGAAGAUAUCUACAAAAGAAUAUCCAAAGAAGACGCCAUAUCGGAUAAAAAACAAGCUAUAAUUUCAAAGAUAUUAUCUGUUUUUAUUGGUCUUCUAGUUAUAUUUUUGGCUUUUAUUGUGUCUUAUUUAGGUGAUAAUAUUAUAGUGAGUAUUCUGUUUGGUUUUAUUUUUUGUUUAAUAAUUCAAACAUGGAUACUUCUUGGUGCAACUUUAACAGUUAAACCAUCAAUAGGAAAAGGUGGACGAUUAUAUACAUCUAUAAAAGGAUGUUCAUCAUCGUUCAACACUAGUCAAUCAAUUACAACAAAUCAAAGUUCAAAUCCUUUCUUACCACUUUAUUCCAUAUCUGUUAUGUGGUAUUCUCUUAAUGCUGUUGUUAUCGUCGUUAUUGUUAGUUUAUUAGGAUCAUUUAUUUUUGGUUCAAAUGAUGUCAAAAUGAUCGAUAAAAAAUUGCUAUUAUCAUGGAAAGAUGUAUUUUCAAUUUUCUGGAAAAAUAAUAUACCUCAAACACGGGAAACAAAUGAACUGGAAACAAUCGAAGAAGAACCUAUGCUUUAG